Messenger RNA from Epinephelus lanceolatus (giant grouper), 2780 nucleotides. Its product is annotated as cell cycle control protein 50A-like. Lineage: Eukaryota; Metazoa; Chordata; Actinopteri; Perciformes; Serranidae. Gene Ontology annotation, cellular component: Golgi apparatus; plasma membrane; endoplasmic reticulum. The record is from RefSeq and is a predicted model, not a curated record. Gene Ontology annotation, biological process: phospholipid translocation.
UCCUCCCUCCUCCGUGUUUGUAAACUUCCUGGGGAAGCAGCCGUUGUUGCUAGCUUUGUAGCUAGCCUGUUGAUGAUUACAGCAAUGGACUAAAUCACCAAAUAACACUCCAGAAAAUGACAACAUAAUUUUGUAAUUUAAGUAACUCGUCGCCAUAUACCAGCGCGCCAGUUGGGCUUUAAAUAUUGUGUGUUGACAAGUUAGUGACAGCGAGGAGCUAACGGCGUUAGCUGGCGAACGUUAGCAACAACUUAGUAAUUUCUGGCAGAAAUCAUGAUGGCGUCUAGUUACAACGCCAAAGACGAGGAUGGGCAUAUCACAGUGUCCGGGCCUGGUGGUGGGUCUCUGCGGAGCAAGAAGCCCGAAAACACUGCGUUCAAACAGCAGAGACUGCCCGCUUGGCAGCCCAUCCUCACCGCAGGCACAGUGCUACCAGCCUUCUUCAUCAUCGGACUCAUCUUCAUCCCUAUUGGCAUCGGCCUGUAUGUGACGUCCAACAACAUCAAGGAGUUUGAGGUGGAUUACACAGGAGUGGACAAGUCCAGUCCCUGCUUCAACUGCGCCGAGAACUUCAGCUGGAACAGCACACGGCCCUGCACCUGCACAAUACCUUUCUACCUGGAGCAGCCAUAUGAGAGCAACGUCUACAUGUAUUAUGGCCUCUCCAACUUUUACCAAAAUCACCGUCGCUACGUCAAGUCAAGAGAUGACAGCCAGCUGAAUGGAGACAUGGAAUCCCUCAUGAAACCCAGUAAGGAGUGUGAGCCAUAUGCUUUUCAUGAAAACAAGCCAAUUGCACCAUGUGGGGCCAUCGCCAACAGCAUGUUCAAUGACACAUUGGAGUUGUUUUACAACGACCCCAACGGCACAAAGAUACAGAUUCCUCUGAACACUACAGGUAUUGCCUGGUGGACCGACAAGCAUGUGAAGUUCGGGAACCCUGGAGGCGGCAACUCAAACCUCACAGCCGUUUUUCAAGGAACAACGAAGCCGGUGAACUGGCGCAGGCCCGUCUACGAGCUGGACGCAAAUCCAGAUAACAACGGCUUCAUCAAUGAGGACUUUAUUGUGUGGAUGAGAACCGCCGCCCUGCCAACCUUCCGUAAACUCUACCGCAUCAUCAACAAGAAAAACAACAUGGUUCCAACUCUGCCCCGAGGAAACUACACUCUGGAGGUCGUCUACAAUUAUCCCGUGCACAGCUUUGAGGGUAGGAAGCGGAUGAUCCUGAGCACCAUCUCCUGGAUGGGGGGCAAGAACCCGUUCCUAGGCAUCGCGUACAUCACCGUGGGCUCUGUCUGCUUCUUCCUGGGCGUCGUCCUGCUGAUCAUCCACCACAAAUGCGGCAACCGCAACAACAGCGCCGACAUUUCUAACUGAGGCUGCAGCUGCCCUCCAGCUCACCUCUGCUGCAGUGAACAGUGAUCAUCUGUCAGGGUAAACUUUCAUCCAGAGGCCCAACCAGUAGAUAAAUUUAAAAAAGCAGCCACACGUGGGUUUGAGGGUCUAAAAUCACUUGUCUGGGGCUGAGUGUUUGCCAAAGUAAAUGGAAAAAAAGCCAAAAAUGUGCAGCCACAGUCAGUGACAGUCAGCCUUUGACAGAUUUUCCAUCUUGAUACCGUGAGCAAGCACGUGUCAGACUGAUUUGCUUCAUGAUCGACUUGCUUAAGAAUAAAAAUGUACUCAGAGUUCUUAAUCGGGUCUUGAAAAGUAAGUAGGUUUUAAUAAAGUGCAUUUGGGAAUUCGACAAAACCUGGGACACAGAAGCCAUGUCCUCCGUAUUGUGUCUGUAAAUUUGGGGGCUUUAACAACCUGAGGAGGAGUUUACAUUCUACAGCUACACAUAAAUAAAAAACACAUCGUGGUUUUUAAAAAAAGUGCAUUAAAAUUCUAUCUUAAUACAACGUUUUUUGCCAUAUGUACAUUUAAGGAAUAAUUGGUCACUACACUGUAAAAAAUCAGGGUAAAUAUUCUCUGGUUCCAGCUUCGAAAAUGGGAAGGUUUGCUGUUUUUACUUGUCUUCAAUUAUAUAAAAUUGGUAUUUGGAUUGUUCAGACCAUACAAGGUGUUUGGAGACGUCAGUUUUUGACUCUGGGAAGUUAUUAUCGACAUUGUUUUUUUACUUUAUGAACCAAACAAUUAAUCAAAACAAAUUCUCAGAUUAAUUGAUAAUAAAAAUAUUCACUAGCUAAUUUUUAGUACAAAAAAGGAAUAGCUUCACUGCCAGGGACGGAAAGCCAGCAAAAUCUAAACUUCAACACAUAACAUUUGAAUAUUGUAUUAAGAAAAAAUACAAACCAAUCUUUAAAGGCUGUUUUUUUUUUAUUAUUUAAUCUUCUUGAAUUUGAUUGCUUUUAAGCCACAGAAAAAGAAAUGCAUAAAUGUAUAUAAGAUUAUAUCCUGUCAUUAUAGAGGAGCAUUUAGCCCGUCACUUUUAAAGAUUAUAUAAUUGAGUGGUAAUUAAUAUAUAAAUAAUUCUGGCAACAGCACUUUUGAGGAUGCUUGGAUACUAUCAGCUACAUCAAAUGAAAAUCCGACCCAAAGCCUCAAAUCCUGAUUAAAAAAGCAAAUCUGCGCGAGAAGGAGUCAGGAAGGUUUGGAUAACUUUCCAGACCCCCUUGUAGGAUUUCUAAGCUCCAAGCUGGUGCAGUUGAGGUGAGCUGGGGUGUUGUUCUGAGUCCUGAGUUGCAUGCUGGGUGGCUGCGAUGUAUUUGUGAUUAUUGAGUUGCUUGAGCGGCUCGUCUUUGUGCCUCGUUUUGUCUGUGACAUAAGCCUACUUU